GAUAAGAAACAUAUACAUAAACGUGUUGAAUUUGAUCACAUCUAAACCUAAAUUGACUUUUUCGAACACAAUGUCACGAUGGUGCUUGCUUAUUCUUGCAUUAGGAAUGCUUAAUUCCAAUUUCAUAACCGCAAUUGCUGCCAGUGACGUGGAAACAAGGUUACGGUCUUUGGAGCACCAGAUGAAAGCAAUAUCCGAAUCGAACCAGGCAGAUAUUAAGGCCCUCCAGUCUCUAGUGCAAGACCAACAAAACAAAAUUGAUCACCUGGAACAUGAAACCGAGGCGCAGAAGCGAUUAAAUGGACAACUACUGGCUGCAAUGAGGAAUGUCUCGGGUGUUUCAAUGUCCAGAAGAGCAAAUGCAAAGAAGGAUCAACCGCCAGAAGUUGUUUCAUUCACAGCUGUAAAAGCUAAUGACCAAAUCCACAUUGGCAUCAACCAAAACAUUAUCUUCGAACAAGUCAUCAGCAACAUCGGUAACGGGUACCACGCAGACCAUGGACUAUUCGUUGCACCUACUAGCGGAAUCUACCUUUUCUCAACCAGCCUACUGCACAGGGCGACCAUUGGUCAACCACUUCACGCGGAGAUUACGCACUCAGGUGUCCCCGUUGUUAGGAUACACGGAGACGAUAACAUAUACGACUCCGGCAGCCAAACGGUCAUCAUACAGGUCAACCAAGGGGAGGAAGUGUGGGUCAGAAAUAUUGAUUAUAACGACGAAAACAUUGCUGGGAGUUUAUUCAGCUCAUUUGCUGGUGUUCUGAUUGUACCAAUGUAGGAGAGGCGGCAGGCAACAUGCAUAAGAUCCCAUGUUUCAUGUUAAAUAAAGUUAAUUCGCUUAGUUA
Dreissena polymorpha is the source of this 848-nucleotide messenger RNA. Its product is annotated as cerebellin-1-like. Lineage: Eukaryota; Metazoa; Mollusca; Bivalvia; Myida; Dreissenidae. Bases 71 to 781 code for a protein of 236 amino acids. The record is from RefSeq and is a predicted model, not a curated record. The transcript has 3 exons. Gene Ontology annotation, molecular function: protein binding.